This is a messenger RNA of Xenia sp. Carnegie-2017, 730 nucleotides long. RefSeq lists its product as uncharacterized. The record is from RefSeq and is a predicted model, not a curated record. The transcript has a single exon. NCBI's taxonomy places the organism in Eukaryota, Metazoa, Cnidaria, Anthozoa, Malacalcyonacea, Xeniidae. The coding region runs from base 135 to 701 and encodes 188 amino acids.
UAUUUGCACAUUGUUCUUCAAACAAUCGAGCAACUACCGUUCUAUAUCACUUCUUAUGUGCUGUCUCGAAGUAUGGGCGUCCUUAUAGAAUUCGUACCGAUCUUGGUGGCGAAAAUGUUGACAUCUGGCACAACAUGAUUUUAACACGAGGCAAUGAAACUAAGCCGGUUGUUGUAGGGAAUUCAGUGCACAAUCAGAGAAUCGAAAGACAUAACAGAGCACUAAAUGAACAAGUUCUAACAAGUUUUAGAUCUGAAUUUUAUGCACUUGAAAGUGAAGGUGUAUUGAAUGUCAAUAAUGACACUGAUAUAUUUUGCCUCCAUUCAGUGUAUCUGCCACGAAUCGACAAAAUCCUUGACGAGUUUGUUGCUGCUCACAACAGCCAUAAAAUAUCUACAGAAGGAAACAAAACACCUGAACAAUUGUUUUGGGUUAACAUUAGAAAUGCAUACCAUGAAGAUGAUAUGCUACCAAACACAAGCAAUCUUGACAUUGAAGAACUAGCGUCAAGUGAUUUACCUCACGUCAAUGUACCAGAUAUAUCUUGCCCUUUGCAAGGUGACUUACAGUUGCAAAAUUUUAGUACAUUCAUUCAAUCUCUUUCGGCAGUGAGCGGAAAAGCUGCAUACCUUGAGGCUGUUCGUUUCUUGGGACAGUCAAUGCUUGAUGAGCAGAACCCUGAAGAUUUGCAUGCACAAUAGAUGACUUGCCUUGUUUACUUUUGCUAGCA